Odocoileus virginianus texanus is the source of this 355-nucleotide messenger RNA. The record is from RefSeq and is a predicted model, not a curated record. Lineage: Eukaryota; Metazoa; Chordata; Mammalia; Artiodactyla; Cervidae.
UUUGCAUCCUCUCCAACCCACUGGGACACCCUCAGCUUCUAGAGAAUAAGGGUCUUGAGAGUCAGCAAGAUGAAGGUUCUACUGUUCAAUCUUGUCCUUGGUCUGCUUGUGGCCAGUGAAGGUGAAGCACAGACAGACAACUCACAGUUCACAGGAAGAUGGAUAUCUCAUUACAAUGGCGCUGAUAACGUAGAGAAGAUCACCGAGGGUGGGGCAUUCCACACUUUCAUGCGUUACAUUGAGUUUGAUGAAGAAAAUGGCACAAUACUGUUCCACUUUUAUGUCAAGGAGGAUGGAGAAUGCACAAGAUCAUAUACCACAGGCACAAAGGAAGAAGAUGCUUAUUAUUUUGACU